AUGGACUAUAAAAAUCGUGAGCACCAGAAAUCGCCAUUUUCCAAAGCAACUUGUACCCCGUGCGGCUCGCCCAUCCCGCCUCUUCAUCCCUACCGACUUGUCAACACCACCAGCGUCGAGAAGAUGCAGAGCUUCUCGAGCCUCUCGCUACUGAGCGCUUCUACGGCCUACGACAUGAACGAGAACCCGUUCGAGGAUGCGCUGCCGGAGAGCGGCGUCGAAACGGCCGUCGAGGUUCCCCUGCCAGCGAUCACCGUCGGGAUGUCCUUUGAUGAUGCUGAGGUCAAACCCACCCCGCUGCCGGCUCCACAGUGCGGCUACUCGUUCCCGUUCAGAGACGUCGAGUUUAUCGUCAAAACGGCUUCAUAUCAGACUCUGCGUCGCGUCGAGGUGCGCGUCACGACGAAACAGCCGAUGGAGGUGGCCUACGUGGCUCAAGUCCGCAUCCGCACCGGCAACGGUGGCGUCCCGUCGACGAAAGUCGUGGACAAGGACGUUUUUCACUUUGCUCCCCUCUUCCACCCGCUGCUCGUCAACAUUGUCGACCAUCGCGUGCUCCACGUCCACUUUGAGCUGCGCUUCAUCAACCUGCUCGAGCGCCCUCAUCCGAAGUACAACGAGGGGGACGUCACGCUCGUAUUUCCGGACGGCUCGAGGGCCGACUUUGCCAGCCUCCUCGACUUCAUCUACCCCACCCGCAUGCCCAUCUACAAGGAGUUCAAAGGUCUCGUCCGCGCCGCCAACGCCUUCCAAGUGGAGACGGUGCUGUACGCCUGCUCACGCCAUUUUGUCGACCACCCGGAUUGGAGCAUCGAGAAGAAGAUACCGGAAGCGAUCCGCAUCGAGCUGCUGCCCGCCCUCGAGGAGCUCGUCUACAGGGCCUACCAAUCUGGCCUGUGGUCAUCGAUGAUCUCUGCCGGCCUCCAACCGGAAGCGUACUGCGGUGUCGAGCCAUAUGAGAACGUCGUGUGCCCCACCAUCCUCAAGGCCAAGUCGAUGGUGUACGGCGAGACCCUCCUCCGCUCCCCUUGGCGCCAACCCCAAUUUUUGACGACCCCCAAAACUGACCUCUGGAUGUACUAUCGGAUUCUGGUAAUGGGCACCCCAUUCUACGUAAACCGCGGCGUGCUCAAGAUCUACGGCACCGACGGCUUCAUCGUCGGCCAAACACCCGCCUACCUCGUCGCCCACUGCACCAGCGACUUCAUCGACGCGUGCAAGGCGGCCGAUGCUACGCCGGGAGAGGUCGUCACCUCCCUCUUCACCUGGCUGCACCCCCUCGCCCCGUCGGUCCCAUCUCGUCUCCUCCGCCCCGCUCUCCUCUUCGCCCACCACCAUCGUAUGCAGAUUGUCGUCGAGGAGUUGGAGCAGCUGCUAAUCCUGGAACCCCCGGAGACCGUCGAGCGCCUGCUGCAGAACUUUGUUCUCGCCGAGGCUCUCCACCUCGACAACCUCCUGCGCACCAACCUGCAGCGCAUUGACGGCAGUUGCCAGGUGAUGGCCAACGAGGUGGUGGCGCAUCCGCGUUUCGCCAAGCUGUCUCCCGGGCUGCGCCGUCAGAUCGUCGACCGCAUCUGCUCGGGAUGGGGCAUCUACAACUACAGCCUCGUCAAGAAGCAGCCCACCCGCCAUUGUGUCCGCCACGUUAGCCUCGAGGGUGGAGGGCCACCGCUUGAUGAAGGUGCCGGCUUGGAGACGUUCCACUCGCUGCUGUCCCACUCGAUCUUUGGCCCUCGCCACGAGAUGUCGACGGUUCGAGGCCCGGCAGCUGCCGUC
Molecule: messenger RNA, 1776 nt
Organism: Mesorhabditis spiculigera
Lineage: Eukaryota; Metazoa; Nematoda; Chromadorea; Rhabditida; Rhabditidae
Source: the annotation of a GenBank genome assembly